Molecule: messenger RNA, 3298 nt
Organism: Hippocampus comes (tiger tail seahorse)
Lineage: Eukaryota; Metazoa; Chordata; Actinopteri; Syngnathiformes; Syngnathidae
Gene: ampd2a
Product: adenosine monophosphate deaminase 2a
Exons: 19
Coding region: 102-2855 (917 amino acids)
Biological process (GO): AMP metabolic process; IMP salvage
Cellular component (GO): cytosol
Molecular function (GO): AMP deaminase activity
Source: RefSeq, a predicted model, not a curated record
CAUACAGCUGCAACUCUCGCAACCAGUGUCCUCCUGCAGCUGGAUCCCUUUACAUUAGCUGCUUAAAGGUUAUUUUCUGGUUGCUACGGCAACCAAGGAGGAUGGCUCUCUGCAGGAGUUGGGCAAUCCUUGCUUUUAGAGUUGCUCUUGACCUACGGUUGGCUGGGAGGAGGAGGAGCGAAUGCUGCAGAGGACCCUCUCACGGCCUCGCGUGGGUCCUGCCGCCUGGCUGCCCCAACGUGAGACGGAGCUCAUGCGUUGGAGCCGCUCCUCCUCCCUCCCUCUUCUGGUUUCUGCGCAGCCUUAACUGGCUUUGCUCCACUCGCCGCAUGAGUGCAGGCAGCAAGAUGUCAGCAUCUUUCUCUACCGGCGACAGCUCAGGGAAGCCCAAGUCCCAGUUCCGCAAGAGGGCGAGCCUGCAGAGCACCACCAGCACUGAUCUGUGUGGUGUGUCUGGGUCCAAACCUCUCAAGCCCCAACGUUCCCUCCCGGGAAACCCCGUCACUCUGAAACACCUCCCGGUUGACCUGCGCACCUCCAUGGAAGAGAAGUACAAAGAAAUUGCAGAGGAGCUGUUCACGCUCAGCAUGGCAGAAAGUGAGAUGCGCAGCGCCCCCUACGAGUUCCCAGAGGACAGCCCCAUCGAGCAGCUGGAGGAGCGCCGGCACAGACUUGAGAGGCAGAUCAGCCAGGACAUCAAGCUUGAGCCCGAGAUCUUGCUCCGCGCCAAACAGGACUUCCUGAAAAUCGACAGUAUCGCAGACCUCGAAUUAAUGAAGGAGAAGAGUGUUGAUGCCGUUGAUAAUGGCAUUAAGGAGCGGGAAGUGCCAAUGGAGAGAGAGUAUCAGCGGGUUUCAAUAUCUGGAGAGGAAAAAUGCGGGGUGCCCUUCACUGACCUGGUUGAUGCUGCCAAGUGUGUGGUGAAGGCUUUGUUCAUUCGGGAGAAGUACAUCAACAGGUCGUUGCAGUCCUUUUGCAAGAUGACAGCUCACGCCUUGCAGGACCUUGGCUUGAAGCUACUGGACUUGGGAAUUUAUGACAAAUUCCCCGAGACCCCUGUCGACGCUGGUAUCACAUACAUUCACCAAUAUGCUCCUGUCCACCCACCCGUCUCUGAGACGCACCCUUAUGACAAUCUGGACCCCAAAAGUCUGCCUUCAGAUACGGGAUAUGGUUGCAAGAUGAUAGAUGGAGUCAUGCAUGUUUAUACCAAGAAAACCACCAUGGAGAAAAGUACCCUAUUAGACCUGCCGUAUCCUGACCUGAAAGAAUAUAUCGCAGACAUGAACGUCAUGAUGGCUCUCAUCAUUAAUGGCCCAGUGAAAUCUUUUUGCUACCGGCGCCUACAGUAUUUAAGCUCCAAAUAUCAAAUGCACAUCCUCCUAAAUGAAAUGAAGGAGCUGGCAGCCCAGAAGAAAGUUCCUCACAGAGACUUUUACAACAUACGCAAAGUAGACACACACAUACACGCGUCGUCCUGUAUGAACCAGAAGCACCUGCUGCGCUUCAUCAAGAGGGCCAUGAAAAAAUACCCUGAGGAGAUUGUUCACAUUGAGCGUGGCCGAGGUCAAACCCUCAAAGAGGUUUUUGAGACCAUGAACCUGACAGCCUUCGACCUGAGCGUCGACACGCUUGAUAUGCAUGCGGACCGCAACACGUUCCAUCGCUUCGACAAAUUCAAUGCCAAAUACAACCCCAUUGGAGAAUCGAUCCUCAGAGAGAUCUUCAUCAAGACUGACAAUCAUGUUGAGGGGAAAUACUUUGCACACAUAGUCAAGGAGGUGAUGUCCGACCUUGAGGAGAGCAAAUACCAGAACUCCGAGCUACGUCUGUCCAUCUAUGGUCGCUCCAGAGACGAAUGGAACAAGCUGGCCCAGUGGGCUGUCAAACACCGGGUGUAUUCCGAUAACGUGCGCUGGCUUAUCCAGGUGCCUCGCCUUUUCGACGUGUAUCAGACAAAGAAGCAACUGGCAAAUUUCCAGGAGAUGCUCGAGAACAUCUUCCUGCCGCUGUUUGAAGCCACCAUCAACCCCCAAAGCCAUCCCGAGCUGCAUCUCUUCCUGGAGCACGUGGUGGGCUUUGACAGCGUGGAUGAUGAGUCCAAACCCGAGCACCAUAUUUUCAAUCUGGAUAGUCCUCUCCCAGCCAAUUGGAGAGAGGAGGACAACCCGCCCUACUCCUACUACCUCUACUACACCUACGCCAACAUGACCGUGCUCAACCACCUUCGCAGGAGGCGAGGCUUCCAUACGUUUGUGCUGCGACCUCACUGUGGGGAGGCUGGGCCAAUCCACCACCUGGUGUCAGGGUUCAUGUUAUCAGAGAACAUCUCCCAUGGUCUGCUGCUCAGAAAGGCCCCUGUGCUGCAGUAUUUAUACUAUCUGGCCCAGAUCGGCAUCGCCAUGUCCCCUCUGAGCAACAACAGCCUAUUCCUUAGCUACCACCGCAAUCCGCUACCAGAGUACCUGUCAAGAGGCCUCAUGGUGUCCCUGUCCACGGACGACCCCCUCCAGUUCCACUUCACCAAGGAGCCUCUCAUGGAGGAAUACAGCAUUGCGACUCAAGUCUGGAAGCUGAGUUCUUGUGACAUGUGCGAGCUGGCAAGAAACAGUGUUCUGAUGAGCGGCUUUUCACACAAGGCCAAAAGCUACUGGCUGGGCCCCAGCUAUUACAAAGAGGGCCCAGAGAGCAACGACAUCCGCCGCACCAACCUCCCCGACAUCCGGGUGGCAUACCGCAGCGAGACGCUCUCCGAGGAGCUGCAGCUCAUCACGCACGCCGUGCGCACCGAGGAGCUGGAAACUAUCAGCGAGGAGGACACACUGUGCAUGGGGCCUCUGCCCGGGUGCCGUUGAGCUCCCCAGUCAAAAGCACACCGGCCAGUCAUCCAUGUCACGUGACACCUGAAGUUGUUGUAAGGAAGUAGUCCCCACCUGCACACUUCAAACCCUCGCACACAUUUCCACCAUCAGCCAGCAUCAGGAGGUCAGCUGGGGGGUUACUGAGAUCCAUCCGUUUCUCCAUUCAUCCAUCCAGCCCCUUAGCCAUCCAUCCAUCCAUCCAUUCAUGUAUAGUCACUGUGAUGCAUCGUAGGCAGAGUCUUCUAUUUUCUUGAAUUAAGUCGGACACACCGCACAAGCAAAUGUUUGCGGCUCAAAGCACAGCGACAAGGCCAAUUAUUAUUCCUUCACGCUUCUGGCAAAGGUCUGCCAACAUUCCACUGAGGGAAAGAGAAUGAAGGCAUUCUUGUGUUGUUUUGGGACUUGAGUACUAAAUAUAACAUGCAUCUGAGCAGGAG